AUGAAGAUUCAAAUCAAACUUGUCUUCACCUCAUGGUUUUUGCUCCUACUUUUCUUUUACUCACUCUUACAACAAACACCCAUUUCAGCUCAAGAAGUUGAGGAUGAGAGAGAUUUUGAUUACAUGCAAGAGAGUGAGAAGGGACCACGUCAUUGGGGAGAGCUUAAGAAAGAAUGGAAGGCGUGCAAACAUGGAAAAUUGCAGUCACCGAUUGAUCUGUUGAAUCACAGGGUCAAAGUCAUUCCAAAGUUGGGAGACAUUAAGAUGAAUUAUAAGCCUGCUAAUGCUACUAUCAAGAAUAGAGGUCAUGAUAUUUCGAUUGUAUGGCUCGAUGAUGCUGGAUCAAUUCAGAUCAACGGCACCGAUUACUUCCUUCAACAAUGUCACUGGCACUCACCUUCUGAGCACUCCAUCAAUGGCAGGAGGCUUGACUUGGAGCUCCACAUAGUUCACUCAAGCCCUGAUGUUAAGAUAGAAAGGAGAAUCGCUGUAAUUGCAAUGUUGUACAAGUUUGGAAAGCCUGAUCGUUUUCUCUCCAAGUUUACCAAAGAUAUGGUGUCUAUAACCGACACAAAGCAGGAGGUACACAAAGGAGUGAUUGAUCCAAGAGAGCUCAAAAUGGGUGGUUUGAAGUACUACCGAUACAUUGGCUCACUCACAAUUCCGCCUUGUACUGAAGGAGUUAUUUGGACUAUGAACAAAAGGAUAAGCACUGUUUCAAGAGAACAAGUGAGCCUACUUAGAGAAGCUGUUCAUGAUCACGCAGAGAUGAAUGCAAGGCCGUUGCAGCCUCUGAAUGAAAGAGAUAUCCACAUCUGUGGCCCAAUGUUUCAGCAUGACGAUUCGAAAAACUAA
This is a messenger RNA of Morus notabilis, 855 nucleotides long. Its product is annotated as alpha carbonic anhydrase 7. Gene Ontology annotation, molecular function: carbonate dehydratase activity; zinc ion binding. The record is from RefSeq and is a predicted model, not a curated record. The transcript is spliced from 7 exons. Lineage: Eukaryota; Viridiplantae; Streptophyta; Magnoliopsida; Rosales; Moraceae. Bases 1 to 855 code for a protein of 284 amino acids.